This is a messenger RNA of Asterias rubens (European starfish), 1579 nucleotides long. RefSeq names its product pyruvate dehydrogenase protein X component-like. Lineage: Eukaryota; Metazoa; Echinodermata; Asteroidea; Forcipulatida; Asteriidae. The coding region runs from base 10 to 1437 and encodes 475 amino acids. Gene Ontology annotation, cellular component: pyruvate dehydrogenase complex; mitochondrion. The record is from RefSeq and is a predicted model, not a curated record. Gene Ontology annotation, molecular function: acyltransferase activity. Gene Ontology annotation, biological process: pyruvate decarboxylation to acetyl-CoA. The transcript is spliced from 11 exons.
GUUUCCAAGAUGGCGGCCUCCAUUAGACUUGCCGGUUCCCGUAGCUGUGCUUUAAAGUCAAUGUUGUCAUCAUUGCAAUUCAACAAACCAAUUCAAAGAUGGUGCAUCAAAAGGGGACUUUCAAGAAGCAGUUGCUUGGCAGGAGUAGAAGGAACGAAGCUGUUGAUGCCUGCACUGUCGCCUACCAUGGAGGAAGGAACAAUCCUCAAAUGGCUCAAACAAGAAGGUGAUGCAAUUGCUGCUGGUGACGCGUUGUGUGAGAUCGAGACAGAUAAAGCAACACUCACAUUGGAUGCUGAUGAUGAUGGAAUUCUUGCUAAGAUACUGGUACCGGAGGGCACUUCAGGUGUCAAAAUCAGCUCAAUGAUAGCUCUUCUAGUUGCAGAGGGGGAAGACCACACAGCUGUUGAAAUGCCAGGGGAGACUGAAACACCCAAGCAGGCAGAAACGGUUGCUGAUGGGCCGAUAGAGGGGGUGUCAGAAACAACUCAAUUUUCAAGCAUGAGACAUUCAGUUGGAAAGGAUGGAGGUGUCUUGUCACCUGCAGUAAGGCAGCUGUUAGACAGACAUCAUCUUUCUGCCGAUGACAUACCGACCUCUGGACCUCAUGGAAGACUACUCAAAGGUGACGUAUUGAAGUUCAUCCAGGAGGGAGGGGCAAAGACAGCGCCCUCUAUAGACACAACCAAGCCAACCCCAGUACAAGAACCAGUACCCGUCUCUAAGCCAAAGGUUAUGCCAUUACCCACCAAUUACCAACAACAGGAAACUUACACAGACAUCGACCUGUCUAGCAUCAGGAAAGUCAUAGCCAAGAGGUUGACCGAGUCUAAGAGAACUAUUCCACACAGCUAUGCCAGCGCUGAGUGCAACAUUGACAAGAUUAUGAGUCUAAGGAAAGAUCUUAAGAAGGACGGAGUUAAAGUCUCUGUUAAUGACUUCAUCAUCAAAGCAGCUGCCGUAGCUCUUAAGGAAAUGCCCGAUGUAAAUGCUUCCUGGUCUGGAACGGAAGCUAAGAAGUUAUCAGAUAUUGAUAUAUCAGUUGCCGUGGCAACAGAUAAAGGUCUGAUCACGCCCAUCGUUAAGAACGCUAUCGGCAAAGGAUUGGUUGAAAUCUCAGCGAAUGUGAAGGAUCUAGCAGCUAGAGCGAGAGAGGGCAAACUACAACUCAACGAGUUUCAAGGAGGCUCCUUCAGUAUAUCCAAUCUGGGCAUGUUUGGGAUCAGCGAAUUCAGCGCCGUCAUAAACCCACCGCAAGCCUGCAUCCUCGCUAUUGGUUCAGCUCGUAUGACCCUCAACCAAUCAAUGAAGCCACAGGCUAUGACAACAGUCAUGCUCUCUAGCGACGGGCGGGUCGUCAAUGACGCACUCGCUGCAACGUUUCUUCAAUCCUUUAAGAAAAAUAUGGAAAACCCACUUAGACUGGGUAUCUUAUGAUUUAAAAGAAUGUACUGCAAUAGAAUAAAUCUGUAUUAUAGAGAAGUAACUUUAAAAAGUGUUGGUUUCAGGGGUCAAUUUCACAAAGAGUUAUGACUAGUCCUAACUUGGACUAGUCCUUGGUCCUAACUUAGGACUAGUC